AAUGAUAUUGUAUAUUGGACUCUAAUUACUGGUGCGGUAAUUAAAGGCUGUGGCCUUCAAGGUCACUUUUGGAAUAACGGAAUAUGGAAAAACAGGUAUUCAACCUUAAGUUUGCUGGGAAGCAAAUGCAAAGAUGUGCUGCACGAUGUAACAGAGAUGAAUUAGAUGCUAAAAACAAACUGAAGAUGGCCAUUAAAAAAGGAGAUACAGAAGGUGCCAGAAUUCAUGCAGAAAAUGCAAUCCGACACAAGCAUACUGCAACUAGCUAUCUUAGACUUGCUGCCCGAAUUGAUGCCCUUGUUUCCAGAGUUCAGUCUGCUAUCACAACGAAGAGCUUUACCAAGAGCAUUAUGACAGUCGUGGGAUGUAUGGAAGAUGCAGCAAAAUCCAUGGAUAUGGAAAAGGUUAGUAGUCUUAUGGAUAGAUUCGAAAUGGAAUUUGACAAUAUAGAUAUCCAGUCCAAGCUUGUGAGUUCAUCUCUAGCAAAUACAAUGUCUAUCUCAACUCCUGAAAACGAAGUUCAGGGACUAAUAAACCAAGUAGCAGACGAGGCUGGAAUUGAACUCAACCAGGAGCUCGACGGAGCAAAUCCAAGCUCUGUUUCAGUAGCACCAAUUUCAGCAGAAGAAGAAGACGGUCUGACUCAACGUUUAGCCAGACUUCGACAAUCAUAAAACAUGUUGUUCUUGUUAAGUUCUACCGCUAAUUUGUUAUCUUACUUGAUUUUUAUUUUAACUUGACUCCUACUCCUACUUUCAAGUCAAUAAUUUGUUGAUUUCUCGAACUGAUUUCAAGUUGUAAAAACUCGCAAACCUAGAAAUAUACUUCAUGGUUUGACAAUUAUGAACUAAAUUUCCUUUGGAAUGUACAGAAUAAUUCUAACUGAACUUGUCUUAAAGUACAGAUAGAAUUCUUUAUCAGUUAUUAGAUAUGCCGCUUACAAAAGGUGGUAGUUUGACAUAUAUUUAUCAUAUAAUAUCUAUUUCACCUACUUCAUUGCCUUAUAUUUUUAUGAAAUGUAGGUCGGGUGAUCUAUUGAUGUAAUGUUUUUAUUAUUGUUUCCUUUAGUUCCUAGAGGAACAUAGGGCUUUAACCGCACGUCUCCAUUGCGUUUGGUUCUCUGCCAACGUUUUCACCUAUCUCCACGUCUGCCCACAUGCUUUGAUCUCUUGACAUGGCCUCCUCCAUGUCACCCUCGCUUUGACGACCAAUUAACUCACCACUUCCUAUUCGGGUUCCACUCGAGCGAUGGC
Messenger RNA from Trichobilharzia szidati, 1253 nucleotides. Lineage: Eukaryota; Metazoa; Platyhelminthes; Trematoda; Strigeidida; Schistosomatidae. The record is from the annotation of a GenBank genome assembly.